Hirundo rustica (Barn swallow) is the source of this 1491-nucleotide messenger RNA. RefSeq names its product malate dehydrogenase 1B (gene MDH1B). The transcript is spliced from 8 exons. The record is from RefSeq and is a predicted model, not a curated record. Gene Ontology annotation, biological process: tricarboxylic acid cycle; oxaloacetate metabolic process; malate metabolic process. NCBI's taxonomy places the organism in Eukaryota, Metazoa, Chordata, Aves, Passeriformes, Hirundinidae. Gene Ontology annotation, molecular function: L-malate dehydrogenase (NAD+) activity. The coding region runs from base 43 to 1482 and encodes 479 amino acids.
UCACACUAAACAAUGUUUGGUCUUUUAAGCCCUUUUCAGUGAAUGACAAAAUCAUCCACUUGUGCUGCUGUUGCUGUGUUCGCAGGUAAGGCGAACUGCCCUUACUAUGCCAAAGCUGAACUCCUGGCUGACUAUCUCCAGACUAACUUACCCAACUUCAGGGUUCACAAGAUUACUCAGCACCCUGACAAGUGGGAGCAGUGGCUUCAUGACAUUUGUGAAACAAAUGGAUGGGAACACAGACAAUGUCCUAUCAUUUGGAGAGAACUGUUGGACCGUGGAGGGAAGGGUCAGCUUCUGGGAGGACUUAAUGAUUUUCUGGAAUAUGCUCAGCGAUAUUAUGGCAUCACUUCAAUGAUGCUGAGUGAGAAAAUGUUAGACAUUGCUGAGGAGAACCUGCAGGCACAUCUUGAAAUUGUCAAAGAGGAUGAAGAGAUUAAAAGUCUCAUCAAGCCUAUGCAGAUCUGGAUCACCAGUGCAUCAGUUCCCAUCUGUUAUCAUCUGAUCCCUCUGUUGGCAAAUGGAGAAGUGUUUGGGAUGACCACAGAAAUCAGUAUCCAUUUGCUUGACAAUGACCAGUUUAAGGAAAUUCUUCACGGUAUCGUAAUGGAAGCUGAAGACAUGGCAUUCCCACUUCUCCGCAGUAUUUCAGAGCACACAAAAAUAGAUCAGGCUUUUAUUGAUGCUGAUAUUAUCAUUGUUCUUGAUGAUGUCCUCUUAAACCUUGAAGUCCAGUCCCGAGAGAGCUACAUCAGAGAAGUGAGUGAGAUCUGCCAAGUGUAUGCUCCCUUGAUUGAGAAGAAUGCCAAGAGUGAGGUCAAAGUCAUUUCAUCAGGAAAAACCUUUACAAACCUUAAGGCAACAAUGUUAAGGACAUAUGGCCCAUCCAUUAGGCCUGAAAAUAUCAUUGCCAUUGUGACAUCCUGGGAAAGUGCAGCUAAAGCCACGCUGGCCAGGAAGCUGAAUAUGAAUCCAGCAGGAGUUAAAGAUGUGAUUGUUUGGGGCAAUAUUUCUGGGUCUAACUACAUUGAUUUGUCACAUGCAAAACUCUAUGGAUAUGACUGUGCUAUUUGGGGCCCUCCUAAUUUUCAACGUCCUUUGUUGAAUAUGAUUUAUGAUAGCGAAUGGAUCCAUUCAGAAUUGCAGUCUGCACAGAGUGCACUGAGUUCCCGGGUGUCCCGUUGUACAGCCAUGUUACCUGCUCACGCGAUAGCCACGGUGCUGCGAUACUGGUACCAUGGCUCUCCUUCUGAGGAGAUCAUUUCUGUGGGAGUACUGAGUGAAGGUCAGUUUUGCAUUCCUGGAGGAAUUAUCUUCUCUAUGCCAGUGAGGUUUCUGAAUGGUAACUGGGAGGUCAUGACAGAAUUAGAAAUUAAUGAAACGACCCAAAAAGUUCUGGAACACUUAUCCCAUGAGCUGGUUCAGGAAAAACUCAUUGCACUGAAGGAAAUAAAUGAAAUGAAUCCAUAUGAAGCAGAAUAAAAACUCCAC